Molecule: messenger RNA, 1166 nt
Organism: Labrus bergylta (ballan wrasse)
Lineage: Eukaryota; Metazoa; Chordata; Actinopteri; Labriformes; Labridae
Product: zinc finger protein 235
Biological process (GO): regulation of transcription by RNA polymerase II
Molecular function (GO): RNA polymerase II cis-regulatory region sequence-specific DNA binding; DNA-binding transcription factor activity, RNA polymerase II-specific
Source: RefSeq, a predicted model, not a curated record
CAGAAGGACGUUCCGCCUCUGGAGACAGCAGCAGCAGCAGCAGCAGCAGUGAGGGCAGAAAACAUGACCAAACUGGAGCUGCUGAACGUGUUUCUGAACGACCGGCUGACGGCGGCGGCCCAGGAGAUCUUCCGCGCCGUCAAAGACACGGUGGCCGAAUAUCAGAGCGAAAUCCUGCGUUCAAAGGAGGAGAACGAGCGGCUCAGACGGCUGCUCAACGUCGCCGUCCAAAGGCUCCUGCUGCAGACAGAACCUCACUCUGUCCUUCCUCAAGAGGACGUUCAGCCGUGUGAGUUUGAGUGGAGGAACAGCGUGGAGCUGCUGCCACAGAUUAAAGAAGAGCCCAAAACUACAAACCUUCAAACCGACUGUUCACAAGGAUCAAGAGACCCGGAGGAAGGAAACUGUAGCCACAUCGAGCCGCUGCAGAGGUCACAAACUCCACCCGCCCAGACUGUGUGUAGCCGAGUAAGUGUCUCUCCACCUUCAGUAGCAUCCCAGGAGAUUAAAGCAGAGGAAGAGAGCAGGAAACAGCAGCCAGCACUCAGCUUACCGCCCCCCGUGACUGUUUAUUCAAACUGCAGAGCGGCUGAGAGCGCCGCAAAGAGUCAGCGGACUCAGAGAACAGACCAUCAGCUUAAAGGGUCGUUUCGCUCAAAUGGGAAACAGAGCUCGUCCUUGCUCGCGAUCAAGAACGUGAGAUCUCUGAGGCCGCCCCCGCCUCGCUCCUCUCUCCCGAGCCAGAGCAUGCAGAGGUGGCACAGCUGCAAAGAGUGCGGGAAGGGCUUCAGCUUCGCCUGCCAGCUGGAGGUGCACAUGCGCUGGCACACCAAGGAGAAGCCGUACAGCUGCGCCGUGUGCCGGAAGAGCUUCACCACGGUCAGCAUGCUGAAGAGACACCACCGCAUCCACACGGGGGAGAAACCCUUCAGCUGCCACGUCUGCGGGAAAUGCUUCAACCAGUCGGCGCACCUCAACACGCACUUCAGGCUCCACCUGAGAGAGAGGGCCGGCUGGAGCCGAGCGGCGCUCUCCAAGUGAAAACAUACCAAACCCCCGACGAUGUGUAAACUCAGAAAUACUAAAGACAUCAGGUUCAAACAGUGUUCAGUUAUUGUGUUUGACAGUGUGUGUUGAAUGUUGUGCAAUAAAGUGUGGUACUUGAA